This is a messenger RNA of Linum tenue, 3096 nucleotides long. The record is from the annotation of a GenBank genome assembly. NCBI's taxonomy places the organism in Eukaryota, Viridiplantae, Streptophyta, Magnoliopsida, Malpighiales, Linaceae.
CACUCUUCUAUUAAAAUAUAUAUAUGCUUCAACAAAGAAGGACUUGGUUGGAAAGAGCAAUUACAAAAGAUCAAGUGAAGAUUCCCCAGCACUACUUACUUUCAGAAGGGAAAAAAACUUAUUUUAAACUUGUCCUUGAAUAAUUGACAAUUUGACAGGCAGCUCCCACCCCACAACCCCCAAAAUACACAUUGAAAAAAAUUGGAAAAAAUGAAAUAUAAUUAACCAUCACACACACAGCACAACACAGCAACAGCCAUCUCAUCUCCACUCUUCAUAAAACCCCUCAUUGCAAGAAUUCACCCCUUCUUCUUCUUCUUCUACAAUUUCUCUCUCUCUCUUCUUUCUCUCACUAAUAAUUCUCAUCUCCUUCCCAUCAAUCUCCCCACUUGCCCGUUUCCGCCCACUCUUCAUUUUUAUUGUGGAGGGAAUUUGCGCGCCGGUAGGGAAGGGGAAGGGGCAAGCAAUCAAAUGGCGGGGGAAUUUUCUCACCAAUAUCUAAAAGAAACUAUUCGAGAUUCCUCUGGCGGGGAUAUCGCCAUGGCAGCAGCUCCUCCUCCGCCGCCUCAUCUUGGCGCUGCAGAAGAACCAGUCGGCCGCGAAAACGGCGGCGGCAAUUCGAAUUCCGGCGAGAUUGACGAGAGGAGCAGCAACAGAGGUGAUGAAGGAGGAGGAGUCGGCGGCGGCGGCGGUGGGCUGAGUGGCGGUAGUUACGGCGGGAACCGGUGGCCUCGGCCGGAAACCAUAGCGCUGUUGAGGAUAAGGUCGGAGAUGGAUUCCGUUUUUCGCGACUCCACUCCUAAAGCUCCAUUGUGGGAAGAAGUUUCCAGGAAGCUAGCGGAGCUUGGAUAUCAUCGAAGCGCCAAGAAAUGCAAAGAGAAGUUCGAGAACGUGUCCAAGUACCACAAACGCACCAAAGAUGGCCGCACCGCCAAGCACGACGGCAAGACCUACCGCUUCUUCCAAGAAUUGGAAGCUUUCGAAGGCAAGCAGCAGCACCUCCAAUCCUCCGCCGCUCCUCCUCCACCGCCGAUGAUGGCCGCGUCGGCAGUAAUUACUCCGGCAUUGCCAUUGGCCGCCGCGGUUCCAAAAAACAACACAAUUCCACAUCCAAUAAUGGCGACUGUUCCAUCAGCGCACGGUAACAGUACUACGAAUAUUGCCACUAGUACUACUACUUGCAUCAACUUCACCAUCACCCCUCCGAGCCAUCUCAGCCCUACACCUGUCACGCCAGCCGAGCCCAUCUCCUCAUCCCAGCCGCUCAAUCCCAGCCCGCAGAGCGUCUUCCACCCUUCCUACGACCACCGCCACCACAACAAUCACAAGGCCGCCGCCGCCGCCGACUCGCACCAUCUCUUCUCCAGAUCCACCUCCUCCUCCACCGCCUCCGACGAGGAACUCGAUGAGGCGGCCGCCGCGGGGACGAUUACUCCCGCCCGGAAUAAUAAGAGGAAGAGAAAGUGGAAGGACUUCUUCAGCAAGCUGACCGAAGGCGUGAUCCGGAAGCAAGAGGAGCUACAGAAGAAGUUUCUGGAAACCGUCGAGAAAUUGGACCGCGAGCGCCUGAUUCGAGAGGAUGCGUGGCGCGUCCAGGAGACGGCCAGGAUCAAUCGCGAGCACGAGGUCCUAAUUCAGGAGCGAUCCACCGCCGCCGCGAAAGACGCCGCCGUCCUCGCAUUCCUCCAGAAAAUGUCCGGAGGCGAAGGACAACAAAUUCCUCCUCCACCGCCCCAGCCGCUGCCACCGAUGCUACCGCCGCAGCCAUCUCCUGCGGCGAGGAGAGAGAGCAGCGCUGCUGGCGCCGCCGCGGCUGCGGCUGCGAGUUCGUCGCGGUGGCCGAAGGUGGAAGUGGACGCGCUGAUCGGGCUUCGGACGAGGCUGGACGAGAAGUAUCUGGAGAACGGGCCCAAGGGCCCGCUGUGGGAGGAGAUAUCGGCGGAGAUGAAGAAGAUCGGGUACAAUCGGAGCGCGAAGAGGUGCAAGGAGAAGUGGGAGAACAUCAACAAGUACUUCAAGAAGGUGAAGGAGAGCAACAAGAGGCGGCCGGAGGAUUCCAAGACCUGCCCCUACUUCCACCAAUUGGAUGCAUUGUACAGGGAGAAGAGCAUCGGCAGCACCAAGGCGGCCGGAAUCGUAAUGUCCCCCGCGGCGGGCGGCGGUGGUUACAUCGCGGCCAAUCCGUUGAGGGCGGUGGAGCCGGUGGCAGCUGGUAUGGAUCAAACGCAGCCGCAGCAGCAGCAGCAAUGGCAGGCUCAUCCGGCUCCGCCAGCGCCCAAGCAGCGUAAUGCCGAAGAGGAGGAGGAAGAUGAGGAGGAGGAUGAGGAGGAUUAUGAAGAUCUGGAGACGGAGGACGAUGAGGAAGGCGAUGGCGAUGGCGGCGGCAAUGGAGGUGGAUUUCAAGUUGUACAGAAUAGACCCGUAGCCGCGAACGAACGGUGAGUGAAUUUUGACAAAAAAAAAAAGAGUAAAAAAAUCCGGUCAAUUUGGUGAAAACACUGGCUGGAUUUUUUUACCGUGGAACUAUACGGUAACGGUAUCGUAGUAGUUUCUUCGAUCUGGUGGUGGCGGAACAUUACAAAUGUGUGGGACUUCAAUUAUGCCCAUACAUACACAUGGGACAGGGUGGGGAGGAAGAGAAAUGGGGUUGGUUUUGCGUUUUGGUUUGCAUUCUACAGUGGGAUCCAUAAACAAAUUUUUUAUUUAUUUUUCGGUUCAGUUUUAUUUUAUUUAUUUUUUUCUCCCUCAAAUUGUUUGUUGCAUAAACCACUCUGAAGAAAGAGAGAGCGGACAGGAUGAAUAAAGAAUAUAUAUACAGAGAGAGGGAGCGGGGAGUUAUUUACUUAUUUUUCAUCAUCAUUAUUAUUACAAUUUACUAGUUCUUUAUUAUUUUAAUUUGUAUUUAAGGUUGUGUCCAUAUAGAGAGAUUGGGGGCAAAAGGAAAAAGAGGAAGAAAUAAAAGGGAGAAUUUGCAGUGAUGUAUCUAUCUGUCUAUCUUCUAUCAACUGAGUUUGUUUAUGAUGCUUGUUGAGAAAUUAUCAACAUGGAAAGUGUUGAAAAUAUUGAGAAUUGCAAAAAAAAAAAAAAAAAAAAAAG